AUUUUUUACGUAAUAGCCAUGCGACUAGACUUUGUGUAUCUCUUGGACUAUUACGUACAUAUAUAGUCAGCACACUCUUUCUUGGACUCUUGACUUGAUUGCAGAUCUCUACAAUAAGAUGUAGUAACACCUAAAAAGCUCGCCAAUUGUCAGAAAUGACAGUUUCGUGGAUCGCAUAACUCCAAUGCUUCAAGAUGCGACCAGAGAAGAAAGAGUUGACCGAGGAUGAUAAGUUCGAGCACCACCUCCAACAGGAGGCUGAGCUGGGCCGUUUGGCCAGAACUUACACGAUUUUGGAUCGAAACAGGAACCAAUUUGGAGGCCCAUCUGGUAAACUGGCGAAGACCAGACGUGUGUUGGACAUCUUCAGGCGAGAGCAGCGGAACAUCUUGACUGACUUGGCAGUUGCGUCUGCGGAUGCUCGCAAAAAAGAAGAUGAGAGGAGAUCCAAGAUGCUAGCGCAGCUGCUGGAAGAGUAUGAUACUGUUGACGAAGAGAUUAAGGUUCAGAAGGCUCACCUGAACGAAAUUGAUGAUCAAACCAAGAUGGUGAAGAAGAAGGUUCUAGACAUCUCGUCGAAGCAAAUAACAGACGAGCAAAUGCACCAGCGAGUUAUCAAAGGAGAGAAGACCGUCCAUACACUAGAAAAUAAAUUGGAGAUGCAGAUCAAAAAGUUCUGUGCCAUCUCCGCUCGCAAUGUCAAGUUGAGAGAAGAGAUCCAGCACUUGCUGAUUGAGCGCACAGAAUUCAAUAAGAUAUGGGAUAAACUGAUCAAUAAUCUAUGCAUCGGUAAGAAGUUUAUGCUUGAUUUGAUAGAACAAGCUACAAUCGCAUAUGAUCAAAGGGAAGAAUGGGUAUCGAAACUACAGUUCUUAAGAUCCAAGGCUCACAAUGACCUCCUAGCGCAUAUCCAGGACAUGCGUGUCAUGCAGAGGAAAAGGGACAAUGAUGAAAAAUUGCAACAAUUUUUUGCCAUCAAAGGCCAAAAAAGGGUAAUGAGGGAUUUAGAAGAAAAAAAAAUUGAGCGAAGACAACAAAACAGAGAACAAUUGGACGAACAACUAGAGCGUUACUUUUCUAUCAUGGAAGAAAUCAAAACAUUCACUGGUACAGAGACGAUAGGAGAGAUCGCCAAGCAGUUUCUCGAUCAAGAAGAGGUGAACUUUGGCAUGUUUCAAUACGUUAACUUCUUGAACAAAGAGAUGGAAGAGAUCAGCGAUGAACUAGGUACCCUUCAUAAUGAAAUAGAUGAACAAAAGCAGCUACACAUGACGCGUGAAGGGCAGCAAGGUAACAGACUAGAGGAGCUGAAUCAGGAGUUUGAAACGGUCGAAAAGAAAGCUAAUGACAAGACACAGGAAUUGAGAAACGUUGAACAGAAACUUACGACAAUCAUGACAGGAAUAGUAUACUUGUUCAAAAUGUUCAGGUGUAAGAAUGAUCCGCUUAUACAACUGUUAGGUCACAAUGAGACGAUCAACUAUUCCAACAUGGUCUUGUACCUUGAAAUAUUGGAGAAGAACAUACAAGAAGCACUAGUGAGCGUAUUCUAUAGAGAAAAGCAACUAUACGACAGAAAUAAGCUCAAAGCAGAGCAAAUUACUAUCCCAGAAGUAAAAAUUGUUCCUGUUAUUGACCAGAUCGAGAACAUCGUGACAACAAAUCCUUGUCCUCUGUGUAUAGAACAUGAACAGAUGAUACGUCUCUCCAUCCGGAGCAGCUGCAGAUGCCAAUUUCUUCUCAAUACAAAUGAACUCAUUGGGCGAUGUUUUUGUAAGCUACGAUCUUGGAAGCACCUUACUCACAUGAAAAACAGAUGUUCACUAGUCAUGAAUUGAGGUGAGCGACGUAAUAGAUGUGCUGCAACAUCCUCUAAAUAAGCUGCAGAUCCAAGAAGUUCUUUGGAAGAAGAUGGAGUUGAAUUUAGCAUUGGACAAGUUGCACAACGUGUCCGCCUGUCACCUACCAAAAUCUAGACAAAUCAUACAAAAGAGGUAUCAAUAAAGUUCUCCCAUAUUGAAAUUA
This is a messenger RNA of Acanthoscelides obtectus, 2025 nucleotides long. NCBI's taxonomy places the organism in Eukaryota, Metazoa, Arthropoda, Insecta, Coleoptera, Chrysomelidae. The record is from the annotation of a GenBank genome assembly.